CCUCACACGCUAUUGGCUCAGACGACCCGUCUAUCGCCUGCGCUUGCCUUCUGUCAUCGGAACACACGCGCAGCCAUGAUGGCGGCCUACGGUGUAUCUCGGGGAGGCCGCGGUUUGUUCGACUGCUUGAAGCUGUCGUUAAGAAGUCUGGCGCCGGUCAAACAUGGGGCGCCGACGCUGCAGACGAACCGCUGCUACUCGGUCAGCCACCUUUCCGUGAGGGAGCGCAUUGAGCAGAAACGCAAGGCGGCGCUGGUCGGAGGAGGUCAGAAGAGGAUCGACGCGCAACACAAACGGGGAAAACUGACCGCUCGAGAGCGAGUGGCGCUCCUCCUGGACGCUGAGUCCUUCGUGGAGACUGACAUGUUCGUGGAACACCGUUGCUCCGACUUUGGCAUGGAGCAGGAUAGAAACAAGUUCCCUGGUGACAGCGUGGUGACGGGAAGCGGCAGAAUCAACGGCCGCUUGGUGUACGUCUUCAGUCAGGAUUUCACUGUGUUUGGUGGCAGUCUAUCUGGAGCUCACGCACAAAAAAUUUGCAAGAUCAUGGACCAAGCCAUGAUGGUGGGAGCGCCCGUCAUCGGCCUCAACGACUCUGGAGGCGCUCGCAUCCAAGAGGGCGUUGAGUCUCUGGCGGGAUACGCAGAUAUAUUUCUGAGGAACGUAAUGGCGUCCGGGGUGGUACCUCAAAUCUCCCUUAUUAUGGGACCGUGUGCAGGUGGCGCCGUUUAUUCGCCCGCGUUGACGGACUUCACCUUUAUGGUUAAGGACACAUCUUACCUUUUUAUCACGGGUCCCGACGUAGUCAAGUCCGUCACCAAUGAAGAUGUUACUCAAGAGGAGCUAGGCGGAGCCAAGACGCACACAAGUGUAUCAGGGGUGGCGCACCGUGCAUUCGAGAACGACGUAGAAGCGCUACUGCAUUUGCGCCACUUCUUCAACUUCUUGCCGCUCAGCAAUCAGGAUGCUGCGCCGGUCAGGGAGUGUCAUGACUCCAGUGAGCGCCUUGUCCCAGCGCUGGACACAAUCGUUCCAUUUGAGUCAACGAAGGCCUACGACAUGUUGGACAUUAUCCACGCUAUAUCGGAUGAGAGAGAAUUCUUCGAGAUCAUGCCCGAUUACGCCAAAAACAUUGUGGUAGGAUUCGCUCGCAUGAACGGGCGAACGGUGGGCAUGGUGGGUAACCAGCCCAAAGUGGCUUCUGGCUGCCUGGACAUCAACUCAUCAGUGAAGGGUGCUCGCUUCGUGCGCUUUUGCGACGCCUUUAACAUUCCCAUCGUGACCUUCGUGGACGUGCCUGGUUUCCUGCCAGGCACGUCCCAGGAAUACGGCGGCAUCAUCCGACACGGAGCCAAGCUGCUGUUUGCUUUCGCCGAGGCUACCGUGCCCAAGAUCACCGUCAUCACCAGAAAGGCUUACGGUGGCGCGUAUGACGUGAUGAGCUCCAAACACCUAAGAGGAGACGUCAAUUAUGCUUGGCCCACAGCUGAGGUGGCCGUCAUGGGCGCCAAGGGAGCUGUUCAGAUCAUCUUCAGAGGGAAGGAGAACCAGGCAGAAGCUGAAGCAGAAUAUGUGGACAAGUUUGCCAACCCUUUCCCAGCUGCAGUCAGAGGUUUCGUGGACGACAUCAUUGAACCGUCCACCACACGCAAGAGGAUCUGCCGAGACCUGGAAGUUUUGGCCAGCAAGAAACAGGUCAACCCCUGGAAGAAGCACGCCAACAUUCCUCUGUAAAACUUGCCCUCUCCCCGGUAGCCUGGAGUGUAUAAAACAUAAGCAGCUCAACUCCGGAUUGCAUUUGUAUAAUUUUGCAAUGACAUUCUUGUCAUUAUACAUCGAUGCAUUUGAUUUGUAUCAACAUUUUGUCCAGUUUUAUUUUACCUUCAACUUCACUCCAAAUGUUUGGAUUUAGGUCAAGCAGAAAUGGUGCCUUUAUAAUUGUAAUACAAUAAAUGGACUUGAACAAAACAAACAUUGCAUUUCUAAGUGGAAAAGAACUGAAAAUAUUUUUUGUGAAAUAAAAACUCACCUUGCCAUAUUUCCUGUGGAACAAACUACUGGAAAACAGUUUCAAAUUUGGACAGGGGCUGCAGCUGUCGAUUAAUCUAUCAACUAGUUCAAGUAAUUGGAUUUGGAAUAUUUAAUACGUUGCAGAAUAAAUUUUAGCAGAUGCAAAUACAAAAUUCCCCAGAGUG
Molecule: messenger RNA, 2195 nt
Organism: Corythoichthys intestinalis (scribbled pipefish)
Lineage: Eukaryota; Metazoa; Chordata; Actinopteri; Syngnathiformes; Syngnathidae
Gene: pccb
Product: propionyl-CoA carboxylase subunit beta
Exons: 14
Coding region: 76-1734 (552 amino acids)
Cellular component (GO): mitochondrion
Molecular function (GO): propionyl-CoA carboxylase activity
Source: RefSeq, a predicted model, not a curated record